Messenger RNA from Anoplopoma fimbria (sablefish), 2704 nucleotides. It is a transcript of the gene nudt21, whose product is annotated as nudix hydrolase 21. The transcript is spliced from 6 exons. The record is from RefSeq and is a predicted model, not a curated record. Gene Ontology annotation, cellular component: mRNA cleavage factor complex. NCBI's taxonomy places the organism in Eukaryota, Metazoa, Chordata, Actinopteri, Perciformes, Anoplopomatidae. The coding region runs from base 193 to 897 and encodes 234 amino acids. Gene Ontology annotation, molecular function: mRNA binding.
CAGGGGGCGCUGGCGGGGACAGCGCACAUCACCCGGAAGAGGAGGACCGUCGGGAAACGACGGCAGAGGAAUUGUUGUCCACAAAAGUGUGCAGAGUUUCUUUCGCUAUUUAGAUAAUCCAGCGAGCUACGAACCAACUACUACCAGAGGUCGACCCGCAGGAGGAUCAGCCUCGUCCUGAACACGGUAGAGAUGUCGGUCGCGCCUCCCAAUCGCUCGGCCGCCGGCUGGCCGCGCGGCGGGGCCGUUCAGUUUGGGAACAAAUACAUCAGCGGGCCCGCUAAGGCGCUCUCACUGGAGAGGACCAUCAACCUAUACCCUCUAACCAACUACACAUUCGGCACCAAGGAGCCUCUGUAUGAGAAGGACAGCUCAGUGGCCGCCCGGUUCCAGCGGAUGCGGGAAGAGUUUGAUAAAAUGGGAAUGCGGAGGACCGUGGAGGGCGUUCUCAUUGUCCAUGAACACAGGCUGCCUCAUGUGUUACUGCUGCAGCUGGGCACCACUUUCUUCAAACUGCCCGGGGGAGAGUUGAGUCCUGGAGAAGAUGAGGUGGAGGGUCUGAAACGUCUGAUGACGGAGAUCCUUGGAAGGCAAGAUGGCGUGAAGCAGGAAUGGGUGAUUGACGACUGUAUCGGCAACUGGUGGCGUCCAAACUUUGAGCCUCCGCAGUAUCCAUAUAUUCCAGCUCACAUCACCAAACCCAAGGAGCAUAAGAAGCUAUUCCUGGUUCAGUUGCAGGAAAAAGCGCUGUUUGCUGUCCCCAAGAACUAUAAACUGGUGGCAGCACCUUUGUUUGAACUGUAUGACAACGCUCCUGGAUAUGGACCAAUCAUUUCCAGUCUACCACAGCUUUUGAGCAGGUAUAGUUUAUGUCAUUGUGGAACUAGCCUGAAUUGAACUGUAACCCUUGUUUGUAUUUUUCUGUUGACUGUCACUGGCUGAAUUAAAAACUGUAGGGCUGGAUUCAAAUAUCACACAAAUUGUCUGUAUCAAGGAUUUGCUUUGUACAAUUUCUGACAAAAACCUGUAUGACCUGUAACUUCUCUAACUAAUCAAUCAGCUUGUAUCGUUCAUGUUUGAAAUGUAACAUAAUAAACGUUUUUAUCAACACCAGUUAACACAGUGAAACCACAAUGGGUAUAGAGACUAUUAAAGAGCUUUUUAGAUAGUAUCCAUCCUUCUGAAAUGUCUGAGGACAACACUGAAGACUGCACCACAGCUUGUUUAUACAAGCCAGGAAUGAAAACGAGACGUAUACCUGUACACAAGAUAUUUGCAGAUAAAGAUUGAAGUCUGCGGAUAAAGAUAAUACUUAAAAUGAACAAAUGUGCAGGAGUAAGUCACUUUUAUCCAAGUUGCACACACCUACAAUGAACCAGUCACACAUUCAAAUGUGCAGACACAUUCUUUUACUAUUCAGACUUAAAUUAGCUGAAAAAGGUUUCAUGUAAAGAAAUAAAUUAAUAUUGCAAGAGAUCUGUUGGUGCUGGAGCUAUCCUUCAAACAGGAAUUGACGCCUACAUGAACUCUGAAACUUAAAGGGCCAGUGUGUAGCAUUUCUGGGGAUCUUUCAGCAGAAAUGGAAUAUGAUAUUCAUAACGGUGUUUCCAUUAGUGUAUAAUCGAUUGGAACUAAUGCUUUUGCGUUGGCUUAAAAUGAGCCCUUCACAUCUACACAGGAAGCAGCUCCCAUUCAUGGAGUCCAUGUUUCUACAGUAGCCCAGAACAGACAAUCCAAACACUGGCGUUUUUACGUUACUUGAAGCCGCCGUAGUCCUCACGCUCUCGAAACUUACGUGAGCCGGAGAGUGCAAAACCAGGUACCACCGGCAGCCGUCUGACUUCCGUUGCUCCCAAAGUACAGUCUUUUAUGGUAAGGAUGGCCUCUGAGUAAGGCCAAUAGCAUUACCACAGUUUUGCAUUUGUGGCUCACAUUACUCCAGUCUUUUAAAGGGAGGAGUGAGCGGAGGGAUGUUUAGUUGGUAAAAAUCUGCAACCACGCCAUUAAGAUGCCACUAAAUCCUACACACUGUCCUUUUAAAGGUGGCCUGUGGAGUUUUCUAGAAUGUUUACAUUCUUAAUUUGCAAAGCUGAGUCUUUUUCUGAGUAUUUUAAAUCUGGUAUUAUUUACAUCCACCUUUAAUUGCCACCAUUAUUUUGUUGACAAAUUGCUAUGGAGCACUCAAAAUAAAAACCUGCUCAAGAACUCCACAGGUUACCUUUUAACAGAGAAGAAAGUUAAAUAAAAAAUAAAGAAUUGACUAAAGACAAAAAAUUGCAUUGCAAUUAAUAUGAAAAUCCUCUCUUAACAUUAACUGAAUCUUUAAUAAUUAUCUUUUUAUAGGUUCAACUUCAUUUACAACUAACUUGAGUGAACAGAAGUACGUCUGGCUGUCUCUGUGAGUGCAGUCCUGUGUGAUUGAAGAUGAGAGACAAUGUGGAGAAAAAAAAACUUCUCGUCUUUAGCUCAACUUUCACAAAAGAAAAGCUUGUCAUGUGAGAUAUACUGGAAGUUCACAGGGGUAUUUAUACUGUUAGAAGAAGAAAAUGAAAAAUGUCAUGCGUCUUAUUUUUUUUUAUAUUGAGAAACUGCUUGUUUUGUAGUAUGCAAGUCUAUUCGUCUGUGUUCAGAAUCUGAUUUUAUGUUCAUUAAGAGGAGGUCAAUGUUUGAAUUAAACAAAAUACAUCAUUGUUUUAACCUGUUA